CAUCGGCGGGGUCCUGUCCAGUCGCGGCUGCUGGGCGGCUAGUUCAAGUUGCCAUAGCUGCGAGUCUGGGGAGAGCAGAAUCAGUUGCGCCGCAGCGUCUGGUCAGUUGCACCUUCUGGGUCACUGGUAGCCGUGGGAGCCGAGUGGGGUCUCGGCGAUGAUCCGGCAUUAAGGACUUGGAGUCCUGUUUUGUCUCAGGAAUUGUGUACGUCAAUGGCAGAAUCUUCCAGUGAUUCAGACUGCUUCCGCCAUCAAGACCAGUUGAGUCGAUGGGCCACAAGGUCAACUCACAGGGGAACUCAAAAUCACCCUACAGUAGAUGUCACCAAGAAGGUCAACACUAUAACAAGUACUUUACAGGACACUAGUCGGAACCUGCGACAAGUGGACCAGAUGCUUGGACACUAUCGAGAAUAUAGUAAUGAACAGGCGGGUGCUAUAGAACAAUUAAAAGAAAGCUUGGAACAAUCAAUAGGCCAACUCCGAAAUCGACGUUUACUGAGAAACUCAGGAGGGAGGAGUAUUUCUGUUACAAGUCUGAGUCCAAGUGACCUCGAUGGUGGUGCUGCAGCAGAGAGCCACCGUUUUCCACCUACCUCACCUCUCAAGGACUACGGGGAUCCACAAGGUAGUAAACCAAUGAAGUCCAGACCAGCUGGUGUCCGGUUUGUUCGGGAGAAUGAUGAUUUGGGCCAGCUUCAUAUUUUGCAUCAGUCCCUUCGAGACCUCAGCAGUGAACAAGUUCGCCUUGGAGAUGACCUCAACAGGGAAUUUUCAAGAAGAAGCCGGUCGGAUGCUGAAACAAAAAGGGCUUUGGAAGAAUUGACUGAAAAACUUAAUGUCCAGAGACAAGAAGUGAUUUCAGAUCGGGUAGAGCGGCGGCUUCAGGAAAUAGAAAGAGAGAUGCGCACAGAAAGAGAGUUGGUGGAAAAACGUCAGGAUCAACUGGGGCUUAUGUCCUUGCAGCUACAGGAGGCACUGAAGAAACAAGAAGCUAAAGCAGAUGAGAAUGAAGAUGUAAUGAAAAAUAAGCUAAGACAAACGGAAGCUGAGAAGAGUCAACUUGAACAGGAGCUGGAGCUAUCCCGAAGGUUAUUGAAUCAAUCAGAAGGCAGCAGAGAAACACUUAUGUAUCAGAUAGAAGAACUGCGGACACAGCUAAUGAAAGCAGAAGGCGAUCGAAAGGGUUUACAACAUCAAGUAUCUCAGAUUUCCAAGCAACAGUCAAACCAUCAGGAUGAACAAGCAGAUGACUGGAGGUUUAGGAGAGGGAUUGAGCGGGAAAAACAGGGUCUGGAGAAGCAGAUGUCAGAUGUGAGAGCGGAGCUGAACUUCAACGCAAUGGCAUCUGAGUUAGAGGAAGUGAAGCGGUGCAUGGAGCGAAAAGACAAGGAGAAAGCACAUUUAGCAGUGGAAGUAGAGAACUUAACACGGGAAUUGGAGAACAGGGAAAAGCAGCAACUGCAGAUGUUGGAUCGACUUAAGGAGAUCCAGAAUCACUUCGAGACAUGUGAGACCGAGCGUAAGCGUGCUGACCUCCAGAUCUCCGAGCUGACUCACCACGCGGAGGAUGCGACCAAGCAGGCGGAGCGGUACCUCAGUGAGUUCCAGCAGUCAGAGGCCCUGAGAGAGGAGGCAGAGAAGAGGAGAGAAGAGCUGAAAUUGAAAGCUCAGGAAUCCAUUAAGCAGUGGAAGCUUAAGUAUAAGAAAUUAGAGCGGGAGUUGGCGAAACAGUCUGAAACUCUUGAUGAACUGACAGACAAGAAUAAUCAGAUUCUGAAAGAAAGGGAUGAAUCGAAAAGCCAGCUUUUUGCGGCAUUACAGCAAAUAGACAGUCUUCGAAAGGAAUUGAACGAUGUCUUAAGCAAGCGUGCCCUUCAGGAAGAGGAGCUUGACUGUAAGGAGAAGAAGCUAAAUGAUGUUAAGUCUCAUCAAGCAGACCUUGAACAAGAAGUCAGGGAUUCCCUGGAUACCAUACAUAGGCUAGAAAGUGAAUUGAAAAAGCAGAGUAAGCUUCAGAGCCAGCUGAAAGCUGAGAAAACUCACCUGGAGGAAGAAAAUGCAGCUCUAAAGAAGAGCCAGGCUGAGGAUAAAGCUAAACUUCUAGAGAUGCAAGAGUCUGUCAAGGACUUGAGUGCCAUCCGGGCAGAUCUUGCUAACAAAUUGGCCGAGGAAGAGAGAGCCAAGAAAGAGGUGCUGAAGGACCUUUCUGACCUCAAGACCCAUGAGAAAUCCAGGGAGGACGAAACAGCUACAAUCAUCAAGCAGUUAAAGCUAGAGCGAGACGUUCACCAGAGGGAGCUGAAAGAUCUUACAUCGUCAUUGCAGAGCGUGAAAAUGAAACACGAACAAAAUAUCCAGGAGCUGAUGAAGCACUUUAAGAAAGAAAAGAGUGAGGCUGAGAAUCAUAUUAGGACCCUGAAGGCAGAAAGCUUAGAAGAUAAGAAUACAGCUAAAGUCCAUCUCUGGCAGCUGGAGAAGUUGAAAUCACAGUGUGACAGGCUGACACAAGAAUUAGCCCAGAAUGAGGAGGAGAACAAAAAACUGAAGCUAAAGUAUCAGUGUUUGAAGGAACAACUAGAAGAAAAGGAAAAACAUAUAAGCAAUGAAGAAGAGAACUUAAGAAGGAUGGAAGAAGCCAGAUUGCAGCUCAAGGAUCAACUUCUUUGUCUGGAGACUGAACAGGAAUCCAUUUUUGGCAUGAUAGGAAAGGAAAUUGAUACAGCUUGUAAAACCUUCUGGAGGGACUCAGUGGAGAAAUUGAAAGUUUUUUCAUCUGUUCCUGAUAUACAUUUUGACCCACAUCGCUGGUUAGCAGAAAGCAAGACCAAACUUCAGUGGCUCUGUGAGGAACUGAAAGAGAGAGAAAGCAGAGAGAAAAGUCUGCGGCACCAGCUGAUGCUGUGCAGACAACAGCUCAAGGAUAUGACUGAAAAUAAGGAGUGCGAGCUCCAAUAUCUUUUUGAACAGAUAGAAAGGCAGGAGCAACUUCUAGAAGAAAUACAUCGGGAGAAGAGAGGUGAUGUCACAUCCCUCAGUUCAGAUCAUUUAUGCUGUUAUUGUGUCUGUUUUGUUCAUAUUGGACCUCACGUGCAUAGAGGUGAGUUAAGCAUACUCCUUCAUUUGAGGGUCACCAUCAGCAUUGGUCUAAGCAAUGUCCCUCUCUUUUUUUUUUUUUUUAAUUAUUGUUUACUUUUCCCUUCAUUCCUGCUCCCCAUGCCAUUCCCUCCCCUCCUUUCCCUCACUAUAUAGUUUAUUUGUGUGGACAUGUUUUUAAUUUAUGUAAGUGGUUUUUGCUGUAGAUCUCAUUUGUUUCUUACAUCUUAAACUCAGUAUUUUGAAGAUCUAUUCAUGUUCCUGUAAGCACCUCCAGCUUGUAGUUCUAAUUCCUAUAUAGUAUUCCACAGCCCGCACUUAUCACAUUUACUCAUGCAUUUCUUUAGUGAUGGACACUUGGUUUGCCCUUAAUUUCCUGGACGUACAAUCAAUGCUGGAUGAGCAUCUUUGUACAUGUCGUCUUGCUUGUCUGGGCUUGCUUCUGUGCGGGUAUAUAUCCAAGAGGGGGGUUGCCGAGUCAUAGAAUAAACAUGUCUUAAUUGCACUGAGGACUGCCAGACCAGUGGUGCAGGAAGGCUCCUGUUUCCCUAUGCUCACAAUGACAUUUGGGAUUGUCAGAUUUCUGUGUUUUACCAAUCCGAUAAGGGUAAAUUGGUAUCUUGUUGUUUUUGUUUUUUGCUGCUUGCUCUUGUUGUUCUUGUUAGCUGCUAUCUAGUCAGCCCUAGACUCAUGGUGACCCCAUGUACAGCAGAAUGAAAUGCUGCCCACUCUUGUGUCAUCUCAGUGAUUGGUUGGGGAUUGGACCGUUGCAAGCCAUAGGGAUUUCACUGGCUGAUUUUUUGGAAAUAGAUCACUAGGCCUUUCUUCCUAGUCAGUCCAAGUCUGGAAGCUCCACUGAAAGUGGCUCAACAUCAUUGUAACACACAGUUCAUCACUGGCAGAGAGGUGGUGGCUGUUCAUGAGGUAUAUUGGCUAGAAUUGAACCUGGGAUUUCACAUGGAAGGUGAGAAUUCUACCACUGAACCAACAAUGGCCCUAACUGUGUCCCAUAGUACUAUCAGAAAGACACUCCCUUCACCAAAGAUGACCAUGCUCUACAGCCCAUGGAUGGUGAUGGAAGAUGCUGCUGUUUAUUUGGAUAGGAAUGGGAGGAUUUGGAGGUGAGAUUAGCGUACUUGCUGUUUCAUCCUCUGCAGUCCUAUUAGCGUGGUUUCCUCGGAAAUGGUCAGAGUCUCAGGUAAUGUGGAUUAGAUUGUGCCACAGAGGCUACGUACUGAAUGUGUACUGUUCGCUCCAACAGGUAAAAGUAAUCCCAUUUUGGUUUUUGAUUAUCAGAGCUGUCAGAUUUCUAGUUCACAAAAAGACUGCUAGCAUUAUCUCUCUUCCUCUCAUUCUUUUCUAACAUUCCACAUCUAAAAUUCAGAACAUGGCAAUUAUAACCAUUUUCUAAGAGUAAUUUAGGCAUUGCUUAUAGGAUAUUCAUGUUUACUGCCAUACUGGGGAUCCAGACUGGGAAUGAAAUGGCAUUUUGAUUUUAGCUUUAUUUCUCAUUUUUGCAAAAUAGAAAAUGAAGAGUUACAAAAGGCUUAUCUUAAUUGUCAUCAGUGCUUUAAUAUGCUUAGUUUUUUUUCCAUGAUGGGAUUUGAUUAAGAUUUAGGUUUAUCACUACUAAUCGUGGAUGCCACCUUUAUAAUAAAUCUGUCAUACCCUCCACAGAAAACAGAUACAUGUUAGGAAACCUAGGCUGCAUUCAGAUGACUCUUAAUUUUUGAAAAGUGCAUGUUGAUAAAGUAUUGAUUAAUUAGUAUCUAUGCAUUGGCAGUUUUUAAUAGAUUUUAAAGUUCAUUAGUCAGAGGUAGACAUUUGGCUCUGCUAUAUACUAAAAGUGUAAAUUAACCUAUUGAGCAUCUGUUUCCUCACCUCUAAAAUGAACAUGGUACCCACCUCACAGGGUUAUGUGAUCAGUAAUUAUUUAAAUAAUUGAAUAUGCAUUUCAAAAUGUUUUGUAUGUAAUAGGCAUCUUCCCUAUGUAAGAACAUGCAAUGGACUUUUUCAUAUUGUUUUCUUAAGGUCUCUUCCUGAUGACAUUUGAAUAUUUAGACCACUGUUUCUUAAUAUGGACAUAUUUAAUUCCUAAUAAGGAAUAUCACAGAACGAUCAACACCAAAAAUUUAUUUAAGAGAUAAAUGUUCCACAGCAAAAAAUGAAUGAAAUAAUUUAAAAAACAGAAAAAAAUAAGCUUUUCAGGAAACACUUUCACUAGUUUAAUAGAAGUUGCACAGUAAAUUUAUGGUGAUAGCAAGUCCCAGUUCCAAAGAUGGGGAUUCAUUAACAUUAACUAAGGCUCAUUAUAAAAAAAACCAGGCUCAUUGAAUGUUUUAUAGUUUUACAGCCAGAUUAGAAUAAAAGAGACAAAGAAAAAUUCCUAGAAGAUUUUUUGAUCCCAGAAUUCUUGUGGGACACAAAUUCAUGUUCAACACCGUAAUGACAUUUUCCAAAAUGUAGUAUGUCCGAUUUUCUGCUUUUGCUUAUCAACACUUUGUUCAAUGAAUCUUUCUGUAAUCUUCCCUAAGUUUUAAUAAAACAAAGCACAUAGGAAAUCUGAUUUAAUAUCUCUUCAUAUUUUCAGGUAAGCAAAUAGAAUAGAUGUUACAGUAUAACUUCUUCUAUAUUUCUAUUUUAAAAUGUUAGCCUGUUUUCUGUUCAGCAUUUUCCAAGUUAGCCUGAGUUAUUAAAACAAAAUGCAAACACAGACAAAAAGAAAAUAGGUGUGCCUUCUUACUUUAAGAAUAAAAUCAAUUAAGUGGGGAUUUCCCAAUGUGAUUUUAAUACUAAUAAGUUCAGAGAGGGAAAAAUGGACUACUUAGAAAGUAUUUCAUUAAGAAUCCCUGAUCUCAGAUAUUUCAAAAGAUGAGUUUGAGGACAUUCAAUUGAAUGAAUAUUAAAUGCAUUUGAAAACAGAAAAUCCAUUACUUACUCUUUAGUACCUCUAAAUUCUUUUUAUUGUAUAGAGACAACAGCCAUUACAUUCAGUUCAUUGAUAUUGUUGUGGUUUUUAGGUGCUGUCUAGUUGCUGCCGAUUCAUAACGACCCCAUGUCAUUAUGAGCAAAACACAGCCCGAUCCUGCCCCAUCCACACAAUCAUUGCUGUGUUUGAGCCCGUUGUUGCAACUGCUGAAUCAAUCAGUCUAUCUUGUUGAAAGUCUUCCUCUUUUUUCCUGACCCUUUAGAGUACGAAACAUGAUGUCCUUCUCCAGGGACUGGUCCCUCCCGAUAACAUGUCCCAAGUUUGUGAGAAGUCUUGCAAUCUUUGUUCUUCUGGCAGUAUAUUCAGUAUUCUUCGCCAACACCAUAGUUCAAAUACAUCCUUACUUCUAAGGAGCUUUCUGGCUUCUAAGACAGAUUUUUUUGUUCUUCUGGCAGUAUAUUCAAUAUUCUUCGCCAACACCAUAGUCUAAAUGCAUCAGUUCUUCUUCGGUCUUCCUUAUUUAUUGGAAAGAGAUGAUAGAGACGCUCAAUGUCAUCAGUCAGAACAAGGCUAGGAGGCCACUGCAGAACAGAUCAUCAACUGCUCAUAUGCAAAUUCAAGUUGAAGCUGAAGAAUUUUAAAACAAGUCCAUGAGAGCCAAAGUACGAACUUGAACAUAUUCCACCUGAAAUUAGAGACCAUCUCAAGAAUAGGUUUGAUGCACUGAGCACUAAUGACGGAAGACCAGACGAGUUGUGAGAUGAUGUCAUAGACAUCAUAGAUGAAGAAAGCAAAAGGUCAUUGUCUUAGUUAUCUAGUGCUGCUAUAACAGAAAUACCACGUGUGGAUGGCUUUAACAAAGAGAAAUUUAUUCUCUCACAGUUUAGAAGGCUAGAAGUCCAAAUUCAGGGUACCACCAGCGCCAAAGGAAGGUUUUCUCUUUCUGUCGUCUCUGGGGGACGGUCCAUGUCAUCCGUCUUGCCUGGUAGAGGACUAUGUCAAGAAAGCCUUCCCUGAAGUUGACUUUGCCUCACAUACUUUGGACAUGUUAUCAGGAGGGCCCAGUCCCUGGAGAAUGACAUCAUUCUUGGUAAAGUGAAGCAUCAGCAUAGAGAGCAAGACCUUCAACAGGAUGGACUGACACAAUGGCUGUAACAAUGGGCUCAAACAAAGCAAUGAUUUUGAGGGUAGCAUAGGACUGGGCAGUGUUUCAUCCUGUUGUACAUAGGGUUGCUAUGAAUUGGAACUGAUCCAAGGGCAACUAACAACAACACUCUAAUGUUAUGUAAGUUUCUUGAAACGUAAUGUCUUUUUAAUAUAUGUAUCAUAAGAAUCUGACAUAUACCUAUAGUAUAUUUUUGAGUAAUGAUGUUAUUUAAAUUCAGCUGCAUUUCCUAUACAACUCACAAGAAUUUGGAAGAGAUUUAAAAAUAUGUAACAGUUUAAGUAACCUAGAAUAUUUGCCCCUGUUCUUCUGCCUUCUCUAGCUCCAAUGUCUGUCCCCUCCUACUGAUGGCCCCUUUUGAUUUCCUUCCCCAUUUCAUUACACUGAUAGCUCAAACAGUCCUUGAUCUCCUCCUACUUAGACUGUGUGUUCCUUGAACAUAAUAUAUGUUUCUUAUCCAUUUUGGGUCUCUAGCAAGUGAUGUAUUGUGAAGCACCAUAUAGUCUCUCGCUGAAUGUUGUGGAAUAAUUACGUUUGCUCAGGAAAAAUCUACCUUGUGAUUCUUUCAUCUUUAACUUUUAGUGUUUUUGACUUGUACUCCGUCUAAUGUCUUUCUUCAAAAGGAUUUGGAGUAAUUUAGAGACUUGAGGAUAAGGAAUUAUAUAGGCGAAAUUACAGCAAAGUAGCUCCUUAGACGCAAGAGUGGUGAGACUUUAGCUUACUUACUUUGGACCUAUCAUCAGGAAAGACUAAUACCUAGAAAAGGGCAUCAUGAUUGGUAGAGGAGCAACGAAAAUGAAGGAAGCCCUCAGGAAAUGGAUUGACACAAUAGCCAAAACAAUAGACUCACAUACAGCAAUGAUCACGAAGAUGGCACAGGAACAGGCCCUGUUUUGUUCUGUUAUACAUACGGUUGGUUGAUGUGAGUUGGUGCUGACUCGAGAGCACCUGACAAUGAUAGUGACAACAACAACUGUACUUUCAAAGAGUUCUCAUAAAUUUACUUAAGCUAUUUAGUUUUUCAAAACCUUUAUAAAACAAGCUAGGACUCCUCUCUCUUAUUUUCCUCCUGAGAAACAGAAUGGUAAUUUUGUUAUUAAGAAGUCACUUCUGGGGAAUGUUUCCAUAUUUUAAUAGCCUUUGAUUUGUUGUCAUAAAGUAAUGGAGAGGUGAAUGGGGGGCUUCCAUGAGCUUCCUUACAUCUUCUCUUACUGUGAUCUAACUGUUGGGAGAACGGAGCUUAGAGGAUUGUAUAUCGUGAAAGUUGGUUCAUUACAAAAACAUUUGUUAUCUGGGUUUGAGUACUGUUGCAAAAAGCUUCUUGCUAAGAGUAAUACUAUUUUUAAGUCAGACUAAAGAAGGCCAAUUUCAUUUAUUUUUGUUUAUUACAUGGAUAUAGAAUAGGCUAGUGGAUAACUGAAUUUAUGCAUUAGUUGUAUUUGUUGGCAAGGCUAUUUUAUAAUGAGCACAGAGUCACAGGGUGCAGAGCAUUAAGGCCAGCAUGGAUUCAGGGCCGGAAAAGUGAAAACAAUAAGCAAAGGAUUGGAAGAAUUUACAAAAACCUCAUGAAGCAGUUAUUAAUCAUCUGGAAACAUUUUUUCUGGAUGAAGAAUGGGUUUGUUGUUUUAAGUGAAAUGAAUAUAAUAUAUAAUACUUGCUCUAACCAGUCUAUAGUUGACAGAAGCAUGCAUUUUGAUGCAGUGUAAAUAUUAAGUGAUGAGGUUAAAUUGAUAUACUGGCAAAGCUGUAUUUUCUGAAAGAGUGGAGGGAAAAGUAGAAGUAGAUAAUCAGAUAAAGACUUAGGCCAUUAAAAUCAAGCCAGAAUAAAGUAGAGCAACUAUCAGAAAGAGAGAAAGAAAGUGACUAAAUAAUUUAAGGCUUUCAUAUAGGAACAAAAAAAAAUUCUUAUUAAUUUCUAGACUAUAAAUUUCAGUUUCUAUCUGGCACCUGGAAAAAAAUUCUAAAGUGUAUUUAGGUUUUUUAAAGAAUUAGGUGUGUUAUCAAGUAGCCAUGUGUUCAGGUAGUCAGAUUUUUAAGUGUGAAUAGAAUCCCGCUCAGAGUUCUCUUUUUUUU
This is a messenger RNA of Loxodonta africana (African savanna elephant), 9263 nucleotides long. It is a transcript of the gene CEP128, whose product is annotated as centrosomal protein 128. NCBI's taxonomy places the organism in Eukaryota, Metazoa, Chordata, Mammalia, Proboscidea, Elephantidae. Gene Ontology annotation, cellular component: centriole; spindle pole. The record is from RefSeq and is a predicted model, not a curated record. The coding region runs from base 214 to 3252 and encodes 1012 amino acids. The transcript is spliced from 19 exons.